Messenger RNA from Diabrotica balteata, 441 nucleotides. NCBI's taxonomy places the organism in Eukaryota, Metazoa, Arthropoda, Insecta, Coleoptera, Chrysomelidae. The record is from the annotation of a GenBank genome assembly.
AUGCCAAUGAAAAUCCUGAUUACACCUGAGCAAAUCCGACCAUCUCCUAAAGCUGCACAACGAAAAGAAGCUCAAAGAGGAAGGAAGAGAGGCAGAAGUCGUAUUUUAACUAGUACACUAGAGAAAGCAGAGGCCGAAAGAUUAGCUCUCGAGAGAGAAAGGAAGAAGUCUGGUAAGUUAUCUGUAGCCAUCCGCAAUAUUUCUAAUAAGAAGCAAGUUUGUGAAGAUUCUGAGUCUUCGUCCGAGGAAUUACAAACUCCAUAUCAAGAUACAGAUGAUAAUCUAGAAAUAUAUCUGAGUUCUGAGAAGGAUGAAAUAGAAAAAAUAGAUUGGAAUAAUAGUUCUGUGAAUCUUAAGACUGAGAUUUUGUGGUUGUUAAAUUUUGUACUAAAAAGUCUGUUGUUUAUUAUGUUGACAAAAUGUUGCAGUGUGAUUCAUUAG